AUGAGUACCGAGCAGUUAUACGAGAAGAAAAUCGCCGGGAUUUUGACCGAUCUUCCCGGAUCUAUGAGCUCCCACCCGACCUCCAAGGAUUCCCCGACUCUACCCGAGUCGUCGGUGACGGACAUGGGCUACUACAGCGCGGCGCAGUCGGCCCACGGCCAUCACGAAUAUUACCAGAGCCAAGCGUACGGACAGCCCAUGAACUCUUACCAUCACCACCACCAGUUUAACCUGAACGGAGUGGGGGCCGCUGGAGUGUACGCCACGAAAUCAGAGUACCCUUACACGAACAGCUACAGACAGUACGGACAUUACAACAGAGAUCACCUGCAGGCAUCAUCUCCGAGCUCAGUCAAAGAGGAGCCAGAGCCCGAGGUCCGAAUGGUGAAUGGCAAACCGAAAAAAAUCCGCAAACCCCGCACGAUCUACUCCAGCUAUCAGCUCGCAGCUCUGCAGAGGCGCUUCCAGAAGGCGCAAUACCUGGCUCUUCCAGAGAGAGCCGAACUCGCAGCCCAACUGGGCCUGACUCAAACACAGGUUAAGAUCUGGUUCCAGAACAGGAGAUCCAAGUUCAAGAAGCUGUACAAGAACGGCGAGGUGCCCCUCGACCACAGCCCGAACGCCAGCGACUCCAUGGCGUGCAACUCCCCGCCCUCCCCCGCAGCGUGGGACAACAGCACCCCCCAAAACACCCCCCUCAGCAGACCUCAGGCGCCGCAGCCAACUCACAGCUCGUCGCCGCCUUACAUGGACGAUUAUAGCAACCACUGGUACCAGCAGGGAUCCCACAUACAGCAUCCGGGAACCGUGCACCACCCCGUCCCCCCACAGAGCGUGGGCGCUGUUUAUUAA
Messenger RNA from Nerophis lumbriciformis (worm pipefish), 852 nucleotides. NCBI's taxonomy places the organism in Eukaryota, Metazoa, Chordata, Actinopteri, Syngnathiformes, Syngnathidae. The record is from RefSeq and is a predicted model, not a curated record.